AUAGCCAUGAAUGAAAUGAAAAUUGUCCAAAAUCAAUAAAUAUGUUGUAUCAAGAAUUUCUUUUUAUAAAAUAAUGUUAAAUUUAUAUUAUAAAUUUCUGAAAAAAAGUGGAUGAUUUUUUUUGUAAGCUUGGUAUGAAAUUGUUGUUCUGGUUUUAAACGCUGUGAAAAAGAAUGCCAUUACAAACCUUUGGAGAAAAACCAAAGUCUUUUCAAUUAAAUGACAAUAGUGAUGAGUUAUUUAUGAUUGGAAGUGAAGUUGGAAGCUACUUGCAUAUGAUGAGAGGCUCAGUUUACAAGCGUUAUCCUUGUUUAUGGAAACGGCUUGCAACAUCUGAUGAGCGUAAAAAAAUGUCAAAAUAUGCAAUGCAUCAACUUCCAGCUCAUGUCAUGAUAGUAAAAGCUGCUGAGGUUGAAGAACUUAUAGAAGGAAAAGAAAGCAAAUACAAAAAUGAAGGAGGUUCAACUGUUGCAAAAGACUCUCCACAAUUACUUCCUAAACCACGACAGAGAGGAAAACCUGAUAUUUGGGUACCAAAUAUUUUACCAAAUAACUCACAUCAUUUAGAUGCGGUUCCUGCUGGUACUCCAAUCAGCAGACAUAGGGUUGGUUCUAAAAGAGUCAAGACAUUCCCAACUUGUUAUGAUGAUCAUGACAUGGCAGCAAUUCACGAUGCAGCGAAUGAAGUUGAAGAGCUUAUUCCCAUACGCUUAGAUAUUGAGCUUGAUGGACAAAAACUGAGAGAUACUUUUACUUGGAAUAAAAAUGAAAAACUAAUUUCACCAGAAUCAUUUGCAGAAGUGUUAUGUGAUGAUUUGGAUCUACCUACAUUAGUAUUUGUACCAGCUAUUGUGCAAGCAAUGCAUACACAAAUUCGACAAUAUAAUGCACAGCCAGAAAUUUUAAGUGAAAUGUCGGAUCAACGGGUUAUAAUUAAGUUAAAUUUGCAUGUGGGAAAUGUUUCUCUGCAAGACCAGUUUGAGUGGGACAUUUCUGAAAAGCUUAAUAAUCCAGAACAAUUUGCCUUAUCUCUUUGCACUGAGUUAGGUCUUGGUGGUGAGUUUGUGACAGCUAUUGCUUACAGUAUACGUGGUCAGUUAAAUUGGAACAGGAAAACUUAUGCAUUUAGCGAAAAUCCACUACCUGUAGUUGAAAAUGCAGUACGCACUGGAAUGGAUAUUGAUAAGUGGUGCCCAUAUUUAGAAACUCUUACAGAUGCUGAGAUGGAAAAGAAAUUAAGAGAUCAAGACAGAAAUACAAGGCGGAUGCGUCGGCUUGCCAAUACAAUACCUUAUUCUAUGCAAAUUUAAUUGGUUAAAAAAGGUAUAUCAAAUAUGUUGAAGAAUGGUCUUGUUUGGGUAGUUUUUUAAAACUGAUUUUUAGAUUGAGGUAUGCCCAAGUAAAAAUACAUAUGCUGUGCGUAAACAUUUUAAAAAGUAUGAUGGUUUAAAAAUCAAGUCAAGCAAUAUUAUCAUAAGUAUUUAUUCAUGAAAAAACUACAAAGAUUGUUUAAUCAUUAGAAAUUGAUAAAAACUUUUAAAAAAGAUUUUUGAUUGAUUCUACUUUUAUAAAAAGCUUAAGUUUUAUUAAAUUUCAUAUAUCAAUCUUUUAUUAUCAAUAUUCAAUAUUAAAAAUAUUAUUAAUUAGAUUUAUUUACUAUUAUCAAUGAGAUCUAUUUUAUGUGA
Messenger RNA from Hydra vulgaris (swiftwater hydra), 1685 nucleotides. RefSeq names its product SWI/SNF-related matrix-associated actin-dependent regulator of chromatin subfamily B member 1. Gene Ontology annotation, molecular function: transcription coactivator activity. Lineage: Eukaryota; Metazoa; Cnidaria; Hydrozoa; Anthoathecata; Hydridae. The record is from RefSeq and is a predicted model, not a curated record. Gene Ontology annotation, biological process: positive regulation of pseudohyphal growth by positive regulation of transcription from RNA polymerase II promoter; chromatin remodeling. Gene Ontology annotation, cellular component: npBAF complex; nuclear chromosome; nucleus.